Tribolium castaneum (red flour beetle) is the source of this 1186-nucleotide messenger RNA. It is a transcript of the gene AQP, whose product is annotated as aquaporin. Bases 253 to 1119 code for a protein of 288 amino acids. Gene Ontology annotation, molecular function: channel activity. Gene Ontology annotation, cellular component: cytoplasm; membrane. The transcript is spliced from 4 exons. Gene Ontology annotation, biological process: transmembrane transport. The record is from RefSeq and is a predicted model, not a curated record. Lineage: Eukaryota; Metazoa; Arthropoda; Insecta; Coleoptera; Tenebrionidae.
AAUAACCAAGGUCUUGCUGUAUUUCGCUCCCGUACAGACCGCACACAUGCUAGUGACAAUUUUUAUGUCCUCUUGAACGUUUUUUUGGUGGCAUCUGUGUGCGUAUGGUUUAAAAUUAGACCACAAGCCUAGAAAAUACUAAUUAUAACACCGCUUGCCUUUGAUUAUUUUAUUACAUAGUGAACGAAAUCGCGCGACCUUUAACAAUGCCCAAGUGAAUAAAUUAAUAAUUAAAGUGAAAAAAAUAAAACCAUGGCGGCUAGUUUAGCCCGAAGGGUGUCCCGAUUUUUUAAACGGAUGGGUCUGGUGGGCUAUAGCAAACGUCGGAACAUAUUCGGAAUCCAUCCUUUAGUUAUCUCAACCACUUACAUAAUCCUAGCACUCGCUUUAGCGGCCCUAACUCGAAAAGUGGUCAACUUGGUGCUAAACGACAGCCUUUUCAAACGCAUGAUUUUGGAAUUCAUCGCAACUUUGGAAUUGUGCGCCGCUUGUUUCGAAUUAAUUAUCGUUGCGGACAAUUGGGGCAUUUGGGCCUACGCUUUUUACCUCUUCGUUUUAACGAUAUGGUGGAGUUCGAGUUGGGACACGGCAACCGCGUGUCCCUACAGCCCCAUCGAAGAAAUCCUGGAAGGGUCUCAGGAUGUGAGCAAUGCUGCGUUGUUGAUUUUCUCGCAGAUUUUGGGCGCUUUGGUCACGUUUCGUUACGUGCAAAUUUUAUGGGCGAUGGAAUUGGUUGAAACCCAUCGCAGUAAAGCGUUCGAGGAUUGCAUGGCCGAUUUGCAAGUGCACAUGCUUGUGGGGGCUGUUGUUGAAGCGACAGGGACGUGUCUUUGCCGAUUGGCGUCGAAGUUUUUGAGCGAUACUCAAGUCAAAUUUGCGAACGUGUUGGAUGCGUUUUUUGCCACCAUGAUGGUGGUCGCAGCUUUCAAUUUCUCUGGAGGAUAUUACAAUCCAGCGUUGGCGACUUCGUUGAAACUUGGUUGUGAGGGCAAUACUUUCGUCGAACAUUUAGUUGUGUACUGGAUUGGGGCGACUAUAGGGUCCGUAUUGUCAGUUUUGAUUUUUAAGUCGGCGCCGGUUCGGGAAUAUAUGAGAAGUGUGAAGGCUAAAGUGGAUUAAACUUGUUUUUUUUUUGACCUGAUCUAGUCAUAAUUGUAAUAAUUAAAUAAAUUAAUUACGAAAUGAA